AUGGCCGUUAGAAACACCGAGAAAGAGGCGGGGCGCCGCAGCGGCGGUAAGGUGACUCUGAAGCAGGCGCGAAAGGGUGCUAACCUGAGCCGGCAGAAACUCUUGCAGCUGCGGCGCCAGGCCCUUGUGGCGAAGCGGCAACAAUCGGAGUUGCACAAGGCAGAGGUGAAGAAAGCUGUGGCGAGGCGUGUGCAUGCGGUGCAGAACAAAAAGACACACAAGACGUUCGAUCACAACACCCUUCAGUGCGUACAGGACGGACUGGUGGAGUCUAUUCAAGGCCUCGGCGAGGCCGUCACCCCGCUUUCGCUCUUCAUGGCCGCCUACACCGCACUGUCGCGGUCACCAGACAAGCAUCACAUUCCGUACAUCCUCGCAAUCAUGUCAGCCUGCGCCCCACGUCUGAGUCAAGGCGUGCUGCUGCACCAACUGGAGCAUGCCAUUACGUUGACGGAGCAGGUCAUCGCGGAGAAUGCGGCGAGUAAUCACCUCGUCGUGGUGAAGGCGAUGAAGUUUGCCCAGCAGCUCCUCCUUUCCGUUCAGACACCUUCAAUGGCGAUCCUACGGGUGUUUUGUCGCCUGGAGCCGAGCAAGCUGCAGGUGGACACAAUGAAGAUGUAUGUGGUGGCGUUCCGCAAACUACUUGAGUGCGCGGCGCUCUGCAACACCGACGGUUUAUCACACUCGCAUCCCACGAGAGACGCCACCAGUGGUGCGUACAAGCUAAACAACAAUCAGAAGUUCUUUGUGGAGGCGCUGCCACGAUUUGUGCAAGUCUGUGUCGGGAAUUUCACAGACGCCCCUGUCAGUGUCGUGUCGACCACAGUGGCCGAAUUUACUGGGCUUCUGCAGCGUACGCUGUCGCCGUACAUUGUGGAGUCUCUGGAGGGGCGGGAGAUGAUCGAAGGCAUUGUUUCAAACCAGCUGCUGGAGCUGCUGAAGCCGCACCACCAGACGUACUGGGGAUACGCACUCGACCUGUUCGAAACGCUUUUAAAUCGGCUUAAUUACCUUAAGCGCACACCCGCCGGUGAUGCAGUGGCGUUCACUAAGCGCUUUCCCUCAUUCCCGUUUCUCCUCCGCGUCCUCAACAAACUUCGCGCCAUGGACGACACAAAACUGAACGGGAAGAUUGAACGGGUGAUGGUGGCUAUGGGGAAUGGUAUGUCUGUACGGGAGUUUGUAGAGAUCAUCCCGUUUGAUCCACGCCGGGCGUAUGAAGUGGAGGUGAAGGGCGGCAGUGCCGCCGAGGAGGAUGAGGCAUGGGCCAACAGCUACGUUCUGAACGUACUUCGUCGCAUCGCUUCGCAUGACUCGUUGCCGUUCUUUGUCGAGCACUUUUUUCCACUCAUCCAGUUUACACGCAAAGUGGCCCUGGAGUAUGAGAAGCAGCAGCAGGCGGAGCUCGCGACCAAGUGGAUGGCGCUGCUGCAGCAGUACUGGCGCAUUGGCGUCGGCUUCUGCCACUAUCCGCGAAUUGUCACGAGGGAUUCGUUCCGCGACGUUGCGAAGCAGCUGGUGGGCCUUCUCUCGCAUCCACUCUUCGUCAACACGGGCGCCACAGCGCUACAUGUCCUGUGCGACGGUUAUCACGAACUUGCAACAGCAGCCUCCCUCGACGAUGAUGACGACGACUUGGAUGGCGAUGAUGAUGAUGAUGAUGAGCGUCUCGUGGAUGAUCAACGUGAGCCACACGCCGCUCGUGGCAACCGUUCCCUGCCCCAGAAGAGCAGCCUUGAAGAGGACACUCACUUCCUUGCGCUAAACGACCCUACGUGGAACAGGCAUGUCUACCACGGCAUCUCGCAAGAGAUGGCCAAGGAUGUGUGCGAGAACAUCAUUUCGAAGUUUAGCGCAAACAUCAUGCCGAAGCUUUGCAACACGUUUGAGGAACACGACUCGACGGCGGUUUUAAUGGCCAUUCAGAGCUUUUCGCGCGUCUGCGCUCCUGAAGUCAUGCAAGUCAUUUUAAAAGGUAUUCUCGACCUCGGCACGAACAUUGCGUUGCAGGCGCAGCAGAAGGAUCUUGUGGCGGAGAAGAAGGCGAGCCAUGCACCACUGGCGGGGAAGCGGCGAAUGAUACUUGACAUCUCGUGUGCGGUGGUUGUACAGCUCCCAACAGAACACGUUGUGGCGCUCUUUAAUGAUAUUAUUGAGCCCGUGCUGCUCGACCCAGCGCCGAACUCACGUCUGCUGCAGAAAAAGGCAUAUAAGCUUCUGUACGCCAUGUUCGAGCACCGCAUCAAGGACAUAUUUCCGCUCUUCCCACGCGUCGCCGGUCUCCUCACGGUGGGGCGCCAGCACGUCACAAUCUCAGGCACCAAGAUGCGUCUGCGCUGUCUGGUGUGGGCGCUUGAUGCGUGCAAGAUGUACUACCCCGAUCAGCUUGUCCCAAUGAUCCGCGCCGUGGUGGGUGAGACCAUCAUGCUUUCCCGCGAACGCUCUAGUGAGACGCGUGCCGCUUCGAUGGACCUCGUGGAAAAGAUGCAGCGGUAUCUUGUCGGCGCCGGUUGCCCUGUCAACACGCUGCUGCAUUUAGUGCUCGCCGGCUUCUCUGGGAAGACCCCGUGGAUGAUCUCGAGCACGCUUGUGGUGAUGGCCAAGCUUCUGUAUGUGACCCACCACGAGCUUCCCGAAGACGACCUCAACUCAUCCGUUGCGUUAGGGAUCCGCAUGAUAGAGUCCACCGAGUUAGACGUCAGGUCCGCCGCAACUAUGUUCGCAAGAAUGGUGCUGAAGCUGAUGAAGCGAUGCUCACGUGUGGCGGCGGCGGUGGAGAAGUCACUGUCCAAGCUUCUGCUCGCUAUUGCCCUGGUGACGUCGCAGCCGCACGUGUCCAGCAACACACGCAUGCAAAUGCGAGUGCUGCUGGAGAAGUGCAUCAAACGAUUUGGCUUUGAGCGUCUCGAGCCGAUAUUUCCUGUUGGGUCGAAGAAUUUCCUCCGCUAUACACAUAAGAUGAUGAAGCGCGAGCAGAAGAAGGAGGAACGGGAGCUCAAGAAACGCGUUGGUGAGAAGAAGAAUGAGUUUGACCGGCUGUUCCUUGGUGUGGCGAUGAAGGCCGGCUCAAGGGACGAUGCGGAACGCGACUUGCUGCAGGCAGGUGCCCUCACAAACUUUGUCUCCACGCACGCCUCGCCGUCAUUCUUCGCCGGGGAUGAUGCCGAUGACAGUGGCGACGAACUUGACAACAUGCAUCUCGAGUUCAACAACGGCAAGCUGCACAUCAUGACCGUCGAGGAGAAGCAAAAGCAGGAUGACCGCAAGCGGCGGGAAGAGAUGGCGGAACGUCUGCUGCGCCGCAACAAUGGCCUGAUCCACGCCGACGCACUCAAUGAAGGGGCAGUGGGGCUGCGCGGCAAGCGGACCCGCACGGAGACGGAGGACUUCGAGAAUGAUGAACUCCUCCUGCGCUACGGCAACAAGGUUAGCAAAGAGGCGGCCCAGCGCGCCACUUCGGCAGCAGAGAGCCGCGUUGGCCCUGGAGCAAACCAGAUUGAGAGGCUACGCGACCAGAAACGUGAGAAGCGCGAGCUUAAGCGUGCGCGUGUGGAAGAGGACAUCCGUAAGGGCGAGGAGUUCGUUGGUACUGGCCAGGGAGAUGUGCGGCGCGGUAAUGUGGCGCCAUACGCGUACGUUCCGCUCAACCGGCAGUACAUGAAUAAGCGGCAUCAGCGCGAGGCGAUGCAGCGGCUCGAAGUUGUGACUCACAACCAUUUGAAGGGGAAUAAAGCCAAACUUAUGAGCAGUGCCAAGAGGAAGGCUGGAAAAUGA
Molecule: messenger RNA, 3774 nt
Organism: Trypanosoma grayi
Lineage: Eukaryota; Euglenozoa; Kinetoplastea; Trypanosomatida; Trypanosomatidae
Product: ribosomal rRNA-processing protein 12
Exons: 1
Coding region: 1-3774 (1257 amino acids)
Source: RefSeq, a predicted model, not a curated record